AUGGCAUCCUCCUCUAUUGGAACCGUCGACCUGACCGUCGAGCCCGACCUGCAGCCCCUGUACCCCACACCCGCCCAGAUCUCGGAUCUGUUAUCACCCAGUGUUAGCCUUGCGCCUUCCCAGAAGGCAGAGCUGGUCACCCACUCGCUAAUACGCGCCUGCGUAUUCGCGGACAUCAACCUGCUCUCCUUCCUGCUCUCUGACCCGCAGGCGCAGACGUAUGUCGACCUCUCGAAGCAUGACGAAGACAGCCUCGGCCUGAUCAGCACCUCUAUCCUCGGCUUUGGUUCUGAGUCGGAGCGGGACAUCGAGCGGGAGGAGUGCGUGAGGUUGCUCGUCUCUGAAGGCUGCGAUGUCAACACGUCGGACUAUGCCGGAUGGACACCGCUGCACUACGCCGCAUUGCUUUCCCCGCCGACUCUGGUUUCCUUUCUUGUCACGCACGGGUCCUCCCCGUUAGCGCUCACAAGGCGGGGACUGACCCCUCUGGAUAUUGUCACCGCGCAUUCCACUGUGCCAGGCCGGGAGGAUGUUGCGUUCUUGCUCGAGGAAGCAAUGCGAGAGGCGGGGUGGAAAGGCGGCCGAAUGGAAGACCAACGACGAUCACUCGAGAAGCGAAUGCGCCGCUUAGGGAAGCGGCGUUACGUCCAGGAAUCGGUCGAGAAGUUGCUUGGAAUAUCCCCGAAAUGGUGGGGGGACGAGGACACGUUCUUCUCCCUCGAGUCCGACGAGGAGGGGGAUGAUGAUGCCCUUUCGGACGCUGUGCUUACACCGCCGCCAGAUUUCUCGUCGAUGCUGGUUUUCUCGCCAAUGUCCCUGCCAGACAUCUUCCAGUCACUAAUCACAGACUUCCCGCCAUCGCUACGGAAUGCUGAACCUGCCAACGCGUUAUAUAUGCUAGCGCGGUUUGCCUGCUUGAGCUGCGAUCACAAUUGGAUAGAAGACCUGAUAAUCGGGGCUACAGACACCAUUGAGGACGUCUUCUUCAACCAUGCGGAGGAUCCAACUUACCUGAUCUUCUGGCUAUACAACACGACGAUCUGGCUUCACCUUAUGCGUUGCGACAACGCCAUUAGCCGGACAUGCGAUGCGUUGGGUUCGCUUGCGCUCAUCGAAGAGAUUCUCAAUUCUGUGUUUGUGUUCAUCAUCCGGUUCGCCGAGCGGAGGAUCGACUCACUGCUGGACGCGGCGUUACUGGAUUACUCCCCGCUUUCAAGCGAAUUUGAAUCCAUCCAGUUCGAGUCGGAGUGGUCUUUCCUGCGUUCGUUCGGUGCGGGAAAGAAAAAGGCUAACGGAGCGGCCUCAAGCGCCAACACCGUGCGCGGAGCUCCACCUUUGUCUCCUACACAGGCGAGCAGACCGCCGUCUCCACCACCGUCGGGUACAUCACCACCCAAUGCUGGUACCUUCGCCUCUUUCCGACAAACUCUGUCCCGCGCACGCGCGCCAUCUUCAGCUACUCCACUGCAGUCCCUAUUCAGCGAUCCUCUACACCCUCCUCCCACGAGCCCCAAAGACAUGAUAUCGUUCAUGACCGCGUUACACACCCUCCUCAUACUAUCCGGUAUCAACCCCGCGCUCGUGACGCAAUUUUGGUCACAAGUCAUGUACUGGACAGCGUGCGAGAUCUUCAAUAGGGUCCUGACGCGCAAGAAGUAUAUUUGCCGAUCCCGAGCGGUGCAGAUCAGUAUGAAUCUGGGGGUAAUCGAAGAGUGGAUUAGCAGCAUGGAGCUGCCUCGAGGCGUGGGAUCACACUUCGCCCCCGUACACGACCUGCUGAAUUGGCUCCAGUGCUCGUCGUCUAUCACGGAAUUCGCGAACCUCAUAGCCACGAUCCAGACCAUGAAGCACCUCAAUCCAUUGCAGAUGCGUCGAGCUGUUCGAGACUACAAGUACGAGGUCAACGAGGGUCGGAUGACCGAAGAAUGCAAUCAAUAUCUCGCACAACUACAGAAGGAUUGGGAGCGCCAUCGCGUCAAGAUGGGUGUGGAGCAGCUGCGGAAGGAGCUCGGCGAGCGGGAACGGGAACGCGACGAGAGCGUCAGCGUCAGCGCGUCGCCGUCUCUUCACGAGGUCCCGAUCGCCUCCGACCAAUCGUCCUCAAUCUCUCAGGAGGGCAGCGCCGCCCAGCGCUCCAUCGACGCGCUCUUCGACCGCACACAGGAGAAGCUGCUCUGGGAACCAGCGAAGGCACCUGACCCGCUCGGCGAAUUGUUGGAUUCGCGCUUCAUGCUUCCCCUACUGCUCCCGUCGGACCCACGCAUGCUUGGGGCCCUGCCCACAAAGCCGCCGAGUCUGGACGACGAGAAGCGCGCGGGCGUGCGUCUGAGCAUGGACGGCUCGAGCCGCAGCGAGAGCCGUGCGAGCUUUGGGAACCGGGGCGCGAUGGGCUGGCGGUUCAGCAAGCAGCUCCGCGACAUCGGGCCGACCACGCUGCAGUACGUGGACGGAAGCAGGGCUGCGGCACGCUGGACGAGGCCGGUCGAGCUCGAGCCUGAGGAAGACGAAGGGGACAAGCCUCCACCGGCGUAUGCAUCGGACGAUCCCGAUGAGGAAACGGGCGAGCUCAAGAUCGACACGGAGACUGUACACCUUACGGCACUGACCCGGGCACCGUCCGGGCGAAGUAGAGGAAGGGCGAGCGUGGCUAACGGCACGCCUAUAGACCAGAAGGGCGACCCGUUGAUAUCGUAAUGGAAGGACUUGUUUAUGGAUCUGCACUCGCAUUGCUGUCGGACUCAUACAUACCACUGCUGUUUAUUCACAUCUGUGUCGUACCCGACCUGUCGGGGCUAACGUCUU
Molecule: messenger RNA, 2802 nt
Organism: Trametes versicolor FP-101664 SS1
Lineage: Eukaryota; Fungi; Basidiomycota; Agaricomycetes; Polyporales; Polyporaceae
Exons: 10
Coding region: 1-2694 (897 amino acids)
Molecular function (GO): GTPase binding
Source: RefSeq, a predicted model, not a curated record